AUGCCUCGUCACCAUCUCCUCCGAAGACACGCCGCCCCCGCCCCAGAAACAACCGACAAUGACUCUCCGCAGCCACGAACAAGCGGAUCAAGACUGGGACAUGGCGCCGCGCAGCCUCAGUUCCAGACGCCGCCAGCGCGCGGUAUUCCGCAAUUGUAUCCUUCAUCCGGCCCUAUCGAAGCGGCGCAGCCGACUACUGCCCAUCCCGGUUCCGCUGCGCAAGCUGCGCUCUUUUCGUUGUUCGGGCGGGGAGUGUCGGGCCGGCAGCGGGCCCCGAUGAUGGACGAGGACGAUGAGGACGAGCCUGAGGAACUGGAAGAGGAAGAGGAGGCAGAUCAGACAUUUGAUAUGGAUAACCAGCGCCUGGAACUAGAUCCGGAGGAGGAGGAGGAGGAGGAGGAAAGGGACUUUUCCGAGGAGGAGAUGGAAGGGAUGGUUGGGGAGGAGUUGGAAGGUGAAGAGGAUGAGGACGAAUUGAUGCAUGAUCGAGACCGAUCCCCCUCCCCGCUCCCCAGCAACCUCCGCGAGAUAUCCUCCCUCGCUUCCUGGACCGUCUCAACACACAAACCCGGCUGUGGUGUCGCCGCGCUCCGACACCCCUCACCCACGCAGUACUGGCAAUCCGACGGCCCGCAACCACACACGCUGAGCCUCCACUUCUUCAAGCUCGUCGCAGUGGUGAAAAUCCGCGUCUACCUCGACUUCGAGAUGGACGAAAGCUACACCCCGACCAAGAUGACCUUCCACGCCGGCAUGGGCGGCAACGACCUCGUCGAGUUCGCAACCUGGGAGGGCGAAGGACCCUGCGGCUGGGUUGAAAUCCCGCUCGAAGGCGUCGGCGGCCGGGACGGCGGGUGGGUGCGGCGGCGACGGCGCAAGCACACGCGGGCCCGCACGCAGGACGACAAGGGGAAGAGGAGAUCUAAGGGUGCGCGUGUCGCGUGGCCGGACGCUAUGUUCUCGGACGCGGAGAACCCGGUCGAGUACGACGAGGCGGCGUACGACUACGACGACGGCGAGUCGGCCGACGAGGAUGACGAUGAUCCGUAUGCGGGCAAUGUGCUGAAGGCGAUGGUGCUUCAGAUGCGCGUAACGGAGAAUCAUCAGAACGGGAAGGAUACCCACGUGCGUGGAUUCCAGGUGUUUGCGCGCGACGAUGACCGCCGGCGAAUGGGCAAUGCACCCUCUGCUUCUGCGGAUGGCCGCACGCGAAGACACAGUGUGCGUCGGUCUCUGCGGGGGAGCGUCAAUGAUGACGGUACUGAGCGACGCAAUAUCAACGGAGAGACUGAUGGGGCGAAGGUGGGCGGGCUCGAGGAGCCGGACUGGAUGGGCGAGCCUGUGAUACGAUAA
Molecule: messenger RNA, 1353 nt
Organism: Aspergillus clavatus NRRL 1
Lineage: Eukaryota; Fungi; Ascomycota; Eurotiomycetes; Eurotiales; Aspergillaceae
Product: anaphase promoting complex subunit DOC1
Exons: 2
Coding region: 1-1353 (450 amino acids)
Biological process (GO): protein K11-linked ubiquitination; anaphase-promoting complex-dependent catabolic process
Cellular component (GO): anaphase-promoting complex
Source: RefSeq, a predicted model, not a curated record